AGUAUAAAUACCAAUAGAGAGGAAGAGGGGGUGAAAAGUAGGGAGAGAUCGAGCUCUCAGUCCUACUUUCCAUUCUCUCCCUUCCUUCGAGCAGUGUGCUACGUUGGCUAUGGCGGGGAAUGAUUGGAUCAACAGCUACUUAGAGGCGAUACUGGACGCCGGUCCCGGCAUCGACGCCGCCAAGGCCUCCUCCUUGCUGCUGCGGGAGAGGGGGAGCUUUAGCCCCACCCGAUACUUCGUGGAGGAGGUUAUCACCGGCUUCGACGAGACAGAUCUAUACAAGACCUGGGUCCGGGCCGCGGCUAUGAGGAGCCCGCAGGAGAGGAACACGAGGCUGGAGAACAUGUGCUGGAGGAUUUGGAAUUUGGCUCGCAAGAAGAAGGAGAUCGAGGGAGAGGAAGCUCUUGGUAUAUCCAAACGCCGCCUUGAACGUGAAAGAGCUCGCCGUGAUGCAACUGCUGAUAUGUCUGAAGACCUUUCUGAAGGAGAAAAAGGAGAUGCCAGUAAUGAUCUGUCUGCUCAUGGUGAUAGUAACAGAAGCAGAAUGCCGAGGAUUAGCUCUGCUGAAGCCAUUGAGGCCUGGGCAAGCCAGUACAAAGACAGAAAGUUAUAUAUAGUGUUGAUAAGCAUUCAUGGUCUCAUACGGGGUGAAAAUAUGGAGCUUGGUCGCGAUUCUGAUACUGGUGGUCAGGUGAAGUAUGUUGUUGAACUUGCAAGAGCAUUGGGUUCAAUGCCUGGAGUUUACAGAGUUGAUUUACUUACAAGGCAAAUAUCGGCGCCAGAUGUUGAUUGGAGCUAUGGUGAACCAACAGAAAUGCUGACUCCAAGAACCUCUAAUAUGCAUGAGAUGGGUGAGAGCAGUGGGGCAUAUAUAAUCCGCAUUCCAUUUGGACCAAAAGAUAAAUAUAUUCCUAAAGAACUUUUGUGGCCACAUAUUCAAGAAUUUGUUGAUGGUGCACUUAGCCAUGUUAUGCAGAUGUCAAAAGUCCUAGGGGAGCAAAUUGGUGGGGGAAAGCCAGUAUGGCCUGUUGCUAUUCAUGGGCAUUAUGCAGAUGCAGGCGACUCUGCUGCUUUACUCUCUGGAGCAUUAAAUGUUCCUAUGCUAUUCACAGGCCACUCACUUGGGAGAGAUAAAUUAGAGCAACUACUGAAGCAAGGUCGACAAACAAGGGAAGAAAUAAAUGAAACUUACAAGAUAAUGCGGAGGAUUGAGGCGGAGGAAAUUUCUCUUGAUACUUCUGAAAUUGUUAUCACAAGUACAAGACAAGAGAUAGAAGAACAAUGGCGCUUAUAUGAUGGUUUUGAUGUUAUACUUGAGAGGAAACUGCGAGCUAGAAUCAAGCGAGGUGUAAGCUGUUAUGGCCGUUAUAUGCCUCGUAUGGUUGUUAUCCCUCCAGGUAUGGAAUUUAAACAUAUUGCUUCACAUGAUGGUGAUGCUGAUGGUGAAUCUGAAGGAAAUGAUGAUAAUCCAGGAAACCCUGAUCCACCUAUUUGGACUGAGAUAAUGCGGUUCUUUACAAAUCCUCGAAAGCCUAUGAUUCUUGCACUCGCUCGGCCUGACCCCAAAAAGAACAUUACUACUCUUGUGAAAGCAUUUGGUGAAUGUCGCCCACUAAGAGAGCUUGCAAAUCUUACUCUUAUAAUGGGUAACCGUGAGGAUAUAGAUGAAAUGUCAAAUACAAAUUCGUCAGUUUUGACUACUGUUUUAAAGUUAAUUGACAAGUAUGAUCUGUAUGGACAAGUGGCAUAUCCAAAACAUCACAGGCAGUCAGAUGUUCCUGAAAUUUAUUGCCUGGCAGCAAAAACAAAGGGUGUUUUUAUCAAUCCAGCUUUUAUCGAACCAUUUGGCCUUACCCUGAUAGAGGCAGCAGCCAAUGGUCUACCUAUAGUAGCUACAAAAAAUGGUGGCCCUGUUGAUAUACACAAGGUUCUUGACAAUGGUAUUCUUGUUGAUCCCCAUGAUCAGCAAGCAAUAGCUGAUGCACUUUACAAGCUUGUUUCAGACAAGCAAUUAUGGGCACGGUGUCGGCAGAAUGGCCUAAAGAAUAUUCACCAAUUUUCCUGGCCAGAACAUUGCAAAACGUACUUAUCAAAAAUUUUCUCGUGCCGACCAAGGCAUCCUCAUUGGCGGCGGAGAGAUGAUGGCUUUGAAGAUUCUGAACCUGAUUCACCUAAUGAUUCCUUGAGAGAUAUCAAAGAUCUAUCAUUAAACUUAAAACUUUCACUAGAUGGCGAAAAGCGUGAAGAAAGUGGUACUGUUGGCAAUACCACAGGUUCUGAAGAUGCUGAUGCUGCUAAUGAGAGGAAGAAUUUGGAGAACGCAGUUGCAAACUUAUCGAAAGGUGUUUUAGGACCUGCACAUAAGGUUGGAUCUUGUGAAAGAACUGAGCAUAACUCUCAUAAGCUUCCGUUGUUGAGGAGGAAAUAUGUUAUUGUGAUUGCAGUAGACUCUGUUAUCGAUGCAGAUCUUAUUUCUAUAAUAGAAAGUACUUUUGUGGCUUUAAGGGACAGUAUGUCAGGUUUAAUAGGUUUUAUUCUGGCAACGCAUUUAACAAUAUCAGAGAUACACAAUCUCCUUACAACCAGAGGCAUUGUUCCUACUGAUUUUGAUGCUUUUAUCUGCAAUAGUGGAAGUGAUAUCUACUAUCCAUCUUCAAAUUCAGAGGAUCUUAUUUAUCCUUCUGAGCUACCUUUUGCUCUUGACAUAGACUAUCAUUCACAAAUUGAGUAUCGUUGGGGUGGAGAAGGGUUGAAAAAGACUUUAGUUCGAUGGGCUGCUUCAGUUAAUUCCCAGAAUGGAGAAAAAGAAAAAAUUGUCACUGAAGAUGUCGAACGUUCCUCAACCUAUUGCCAUGCAUUUAAAGUGAAGAACCCAUCUCUGGUUCCUCCUGUUAAAGAGCUCCGGACACAGAUGAGAAACCAGGCCCUUCGUUGUCAUAUUCUUUAUAGCCACGAUGGUAGCAAGCUGAACGUCAUUCCUGUACUAGCUUCACGAUCGCAAGCACUAAGGUAUUUAUUUGUUAGAUGGGGUGUACAGCUCUCGAAUAUGGCUGUGUUUGUUGGUGAAAGUGGUGAUACAGAUUAUGAAGGAUUACUCGGUGGAGUGCAUAAAUCUGUAAUACUGAAAGGUUCUUUCAACACUAUUCCAAGUGAGGUCCACUCCGCAAGAAGCUAUCCACUGACUGAUGUUGUGGCCUUUGACAGCCCUCAUAAUAAUAUUCUUCGCAUUGACGGUUAUGUGGCAAGUGACAUCAAAUUUGCUCUAGAAAAACUGGGUAUACAGAAGAAGUAAUACUCCUCUCCUGAGUCUGCAAACUGCGAGAGAUCUGAGUUAAUCAAUAAGGGACACAGAAUGUCGCAGAUUUCUGGCAAUAUGUUCCUCUUCGGAGAUUCUUUCGAAAUAAAUAUCACCAGAGCUCAAAGUUUUUAUCGCACAUAAAGGACAGUGAUCUUGUAAAUAUAAAACAAAGAGCAGUCUGUCUUAAGCAUCUGAACUGGCGUUUUUUUGGACUAUGAAACUUUUCCAGACUUCAUCCGUGGAAAAGCUGUGUGUGUUGAUUUUUCUGAGUUCAUAAAAGUUGUAGCCUUGACUGGGUUACCAUCAAGCAUAUCACAAUGCUUGAGUUUAGAGGGGAUGAUGGUAGAAAUAUUUUUUUUAUUCGCCAAGGAUUUCCAUGUAAAAUAUGAUCCUGCUUAAACUGGGAGACAGUGAAUCCAUAAGCAAUCAAAUAUUGUUCUUUACAUUA
Messenger RNA from Zingiber officinale, 3746 nucleotides. RefSeq names its product probable sucrose-phosphate synthase 1. The record is from RefSeq and is a predicted model, not a curated record. Gene Ontology annotation, biological process: sucrose metabolic process. Lineage: Eukaryota; Viridiplantae; Streptophyta; Magnoliopsida; Zingiberales; Zingiberaceae. The transcript has 13 exons. Gene Ontology annotation, molecular function: sucrose synthase activity; sucrose-phosphate synthase activity. The coding region runs from base 110 to 3292 and encodes 1060 amino acids.